UAUAUAUACUAAUUAAAAGAGUGUACUAGUACUACGUACGUACGUACCUUAAGUUAAUUAUAUUAAUUAUUAACAAAAUUAAUAAUAAAAAUAUAUAUGGCGAUAGCAACAACAAAGUAUCGUUUAGUAGUUGUGACGGUGGUAAGCAGUAUUGUUGUAUGUUUGAUGGGAACAAGCGGUAUGGCACAGUCGACGUUGGCGCAACAAUGCUCCGAGAAGCUGCCGGAGGUGAUGACGUGUGUCGCGUUUGCGUCGGGCAAAGAGGAUAAGCCGCAACAAAAAUGUUGUGAGUCGGUGACGGACAUGAAAGAAAGUAACCCGGCAUGUUUGUGUUUUUUGAUACAACAGAUACAUAACGGAACAAAUCCUGCCCUGCAGAAAAUGAAUAUACAAGAAAGUAGGCUUCUUCAGUUGCCUUCUGCUUGUAAGAUUGCUAAUGCAAGCAUCAGUGAUUGUCCAAAACUUUUGAAAUUGCCACCAAAUUCACCUGAUGCUGCGAUCUUCAACAAUGUUACAAAUACCGUUACUCCAACAAUAGGAGGAGGAACCACGUCAUCUCCGUCUACAAUGGGCUCAUAUGGCUUCAAGCAUGAAUCACCAACGAUCAUCUUAGUAUCCAUUAUGGUUUUUGUACUAUUUUCCUUGUAUUUUCAGUAAGUGUUUUUGAUGUACGUCUAGAGCUUGUGUCACUCACUGAUCUUAGCAGUCACGAAUCACGAUCUUAUGUGAGAUUUAGUUUAUGCAUACCAAUAACUUGUUUAUCUA
Erigeron canadensis is the source of this 765-nucleotide messenger RNA. RefSeq names its product non-specific lipid transfer protein GPI-anchored 1. The transcript has 2 exons. The coding region runs from base 97 to 657 and encodes 186 amino acids. Lineage: Eukaryota; Viridiplantae; Streptophyta; Magnoliopsida; Asterales; Asteraceae. The record is from RefSeq and is a predicted model, not a curated record.